Molecule: messenger RNA, 838 nt
Organism: Phaethon lepturus (White-tailed tropicbird)
Lineage: Eukaryota; Metazoa; Chordata; Aves; Phaethontiformes; Phaethontidae
Gene: CD83
Product: CD83 molecule
Exons: 5
Source: RefSeq, a predicted model, not a curated record
AACUCAGAAUGACCCUGUUGCCCAAGACGAGAAAUAUAUUUGUGUUUUCCAGAUGGCUGGAGAUGGUGAAGGAAUAGCAUGGAAAGUCCUUGAUGUGGAAUCUCAUUAUCCCAAAGAACUUGGGGGGUCCCUGGAGCUCUCCAACGACACCUUCUUUUCACUGAAGAUCAAAAACACAACCAGCCGAAACAGUGGGAUUUAUAAGUGCACUUUGUGGGAACAGAGUGGAGAACGCAAUCUGAGCGGCACAGUCACAUUAAAAGUAACAGGUUGCCCUGGAAUAGAAGAUGAAAAAUUUAAAAAAUACAAAUCUGAGCUUUUCAUGCUGACUUGCCUUGGGAUUUUUUACUUGCUGCUCAUCUUUUUUACCUGUACGUGUCUAAGAAAAGAGAGUAUGUCUCCCAAUUAUCAAAAAAACAGACCAGAUAUGAAACACAUGCUUACCCUCAUCAAUGUACAUGAAAUGAGAACUUUUCAGGAUUUAAACAGUGACAGCGCUUGCAAAAAUGAGCUUACUUCAAGAUCCGUCCAAGUUGAUGUUGACAGCACCAUGGGCUCAUCAGUAAACAUGACACUAGGUGGAUGGCUGGGUGCUUGCUUGGAGUCAGAAACUGGAGAAACUGGAGGCCCAGAGAGAACCAGGAGCAACGGGAUGGGGGCCGGGAUCAGUGUUAAACUGGCAGCACUGACAGUGCCGUUCAGAACAGGCGAAGGAUUUGAGCCUGCUCCCGUGCUAACGGCCGAGCAACUCAUCAUUCACCGCAAUGGGAACAGGUUCAGGCCAACAUCUCCCACUCGAGACCAACACUGGGUUGGCAGCUCCUCGUUAGCUCGUUAG